Molecule: messenger RNA, 1698 nt
Organism: Magnusiomyces paraingens
Lineage: Eukaryota; Fungi; Ascomycota; Dipodascomycetes; Dipodascales; Dipodascaceae
Exons: 1
Coding region: 1-1698 (565 amino acids)
Source: RefSeq, a predicted model, not a curated record
AUGCUUUUAUCUAAACUUGCUCCGCGACAAGCCUCGCUUAGAGCGUUUUCGUCGGUCGUGCCCAAAAUCUCCAUCGGCAAUAACGUGCCUCCUGCUCGCACCCAUCCUAACAAUAGCAACUCUCGCCAGUUCCAGUCAACCCUUUCACAAUCAAAUAAUAAUAAACAACACUCACUCAAGAAGUCUGUGUAUCAGGACGAUCUCAACCUGUUUAAGGAUAAGAUUAACACGUAUGUCCAGGUCAACCGCAUUCGGUCAUCCAACCUUCUUUUUGAUCUCAACCAGUCUAUGGACAUUUACAUGAAGUUACGUGCGGCAAACCCCUUUAUGCCAGGCGACAUUGCCCGUCUCCUCCAAAGCUUGCAUACCAGCAUUCGCAUUACUCGUAAACAACGCAACAAGAAAAAGUCCGAACAUAAGGACAUUUCUCACGAAACAGCCGCAAUCAAGGCCCACAUUCUCACUAUUGCUAGCGAUCUUGAGCAUGGUGUCGUUUCUUGCACACCAUGGGGUCUCAUCCAUCUUUUUACCUCAUUUGCCACUAUGGAAUAUCCUGAAGAGGGUAUUGCUCUUUGGCGCACUCUUUCCAACCCUGAGACUUCGGCUUGUGCUCAAGAGGUUUGGAAGCCCCACGUCGUUGGUGCUGUUAUUGACUUGAUGAACGCUUCCGACACCCCAUUUGAAGAGAUUUUGGAUAUUUACCAGCAAUCCAAGGCUACUGGAGGCGAGUCUCCCAACCUUGAGCAGGCCAUGGUUGGCACUCUCAUUAAAAACAAUAUGAUUGACGAGGCCCUUCGUCUGUUUACGCAGGUUCUUUCUAAUUACCCCGAUGAGCAAUACUCGCUUUCUCGUAUUCACGACCGCUUUGUUGGUGACUGUGAUGAUGUCCAAACAGCCCUUAACUUUUUCUACGAGGGUAUUGAAAACAAAACCCCAUACAAGGCCUCUACCCAUCCUUCGACCGUCGUGCGUCUUAUGGAGCGCAUUUGGAACAGUGAGUUAGAUACUCGUCUCGACGACAUUGAACGUGUUUGGAAGACUUAUAUUGCCAACAUUCCGCGAUCUAUGGGUGAAUGGAUGUUCAAUACUACUGUUCACACAUUUUUGCAGUGUUUUAUGCAGACCUACCCUACACCUAUACCUGAAGCUGUUACUCGUCUGAAGGACAUUAUUCAGUUUUACGUCAAAACUAGAGUGGAGAUUAGUCCCAUUUUCCUCAACACUGUUUUGUCGAGUGUUCAACCAUGGGGUGACCAGGAUAUUGUCUUUACAAUUAUUAAUGCGUUUGAGAUUUUCCACCUGCCACAAGAUGCCGUGUCAUGCCGCAUCAUUUUAAAUUCAUUUGAGAAUAUUCAAGUUUCUGAGGAGCUGAUUCUGGACCGCUGGGCACGUCUUAAAGAAUCGCGACCAAAUAUUGAUGCUCUUGACUUGCUGGCUCUGUUACGUGCAUGCUUUCCUCAGUCUCGCGAGCAGCUUUUUGCUAAUGUUUUUUCUGAAGCUCUUGAGCGUGGCGAGAUUUCUGACCAGGCCAUUCUUGGAGCAAACAAGGCUAUUGCUGUUAAUGACCGACUUAAUCCCAGACAGGCCUUUUGGCAGAAUCUUCUGAGUCAGAACUACAUUGAAUAUGAUAAUGAAUCUCUUGUUCAUAAGACACCGUUCCAGGUACCCAACUCUAUUAUUGAUGAUGGAGUUCAUUGA